AUGAAACCAGGGUAUAACAUGGACAGCCUCCCAGGCAGCUUGCCCCCCGACUUGAUCCCGAGAGAUGUUAACGUUGAAUCGGUCCAAGAGCUCGCCCAACGGACCCUAGAAACUGGAAGUCUGGACUCGAAUGCCCUGCAGACAACGGCGCUUUGGAGGGACCACCUGGCACUGACCGGUCAAGUACGAACAUUCUACAGCAAUGAAAAGAUAGUCGAGAUAUGGAACAAUCGAGCAAAGUCAUCCCAUCUUUCCGACUUCAAGACCAAGGCUGCCCGUGUCAUGAGACCCGUGCCCAACAGCUCGUGGAUCGACGUCACGUUUGAGUUCACGACCAAGCCGGAGGGCGGACUUGUGGGUAAUUGCACCGGCGCCGUCUCCUUCGUCCCCGACAAGGACGGGAAAUGGGUGAUCUGGAUGCUUGUGACUAUCUUGGAGAAUUUUGCAGAUCACGGGCAUCCCGACGUCCCUCGCCUGGGGAAGAACGCUAUUGCCAACGGCGAGACCAAUGAGCAGGUCAACGGUCAUGCUAACGGUCAGGCCAAUGACGAGGCCAAUGGCGUCCAGGCCCACGAGAAGGACUCUGACAUUGACCAUGACUUUGAUGUCGUGGUGAUCGGAGCAGGUCAGUGUGGCCUGUCUGUGGCUGGCAGGCUUGACGCUCUAGGGUUGAGGUACGUGCUCCUGGAGAAACGCCCGUCCCUGGGGAAGAACUGGAUCGGAAGAUAUGAGACGGUGAGACAGCACACUGUUCGAGAAUAUAACAACCUUCCAUUCGCGCGCACAUGGAAGCCGGACGAUCCAAUACUGCUGCCUGGGAAGAUCGUGGCAGAGGGGUUCGAAAACUACGUGAAAAAGUACGGCAUCAACUUGUGGACAAAUGCAGAGACCACGAGUGCGACUUGGGCACCAGAAAGCCGAGCCUGGACGCUAAAUGUCUCGCUUAACGGGCAAGAGCAGCGCAAGCUUCGCUGUCGGCAUCUCAUCAUCUCGGUUGGCGCGGGUUUUGGUGUGGACAAUGAUCCCAAGAUUCCCGGAACAGACGAGUACCAGGGCAUCCUGAUGCACUCGGGAGCCUACAAACAUAGCCGCGACUGGGUAACCAAGGACGGCAUUGUCAUCGGCUCCGGCACCAUGGCCCACGAUAUCGCCGAAGACAUGUACAGGGCGGGCCUCCGCUCCGUUCACAUGAUCCAGCGCAGCAAAACGUGCGUCUACCCGAUCGAGUGGGUAAUCAAGGGCCAAUCCGGUGUCUUCAACAACGACAUUCCAACAGCAGUCGCGGACGCCAUGAGCGCGGGCGUCCCCAACAAAAUCUCCCGCGACAUCGUCAAGGUCCAGUACGACACCGCCACCGCGGCUGAGUCUUACCGUUUCGACGCCCUUGAGCGCGCCGGCUUUCGCGUUGACCGCACCACUCCCCUGAUGGACAACAUUCUCAUGCGCUACGGCGGCUAUUACGUCGACAUUGGCGCCUCCGCCCACAUCGUCCGCGGCGAGAUUAAAGUCAAAUCCGGCGUUCCCAUCACCAAUUUCACACCCCACGGCCUGAAAUUUCAAGAUGGAAGCGAGCUGCGAGCGGACGUCGUGGUCAUCGCCACCGGACAGGACCACGACUACCGCAACCAGGUCGGCGAAAUCGUCGGACGAGAUUACGCCUCGCGGUUGGGUGAGUUCUGGGGGUUGGACGAGGAAGGCGAGGUGCGCAAUAUCAUGAAACCCGCCGCUCCUGGGUUGUGGAUGUUUGGAGGGACAGCCCCCCAGGCUCGUUGGUGGUCUCGGUUCGUUGCUCUGGCAAUUCAAUCUGACAUCCUAGGGAAGCCGAUUGAAUGUGUAAAGCAGGUUGGGUGA
Molecule: messenger RNA, 1851 nt
Organism: Cladophialophora yegresii CBS 114405
Lineage: Eukaryota; Fungi; Ascomycota; Eurotiomycetes; Chaetothyriales; Herpotrichiellaceae
Exons: 3
Coding region: 1-1851 (616 amino acids)
Molecular function (GO): monooxygenase activity; flavin adenine dinucleotide binding
Source: RefSeq, a predicted model, not a curated record